Molecule: messenger RNA, 1239 nt
Organism: Orbicella faveolata
Lineage: Eukaryota; Metazoa; Cnidaria; Anthozoa; Scleractinia; Merulinidae
Product: hemicentin-1-like
Biological process (GO): cell-cell adhesion
Cellular component (GO): cell-cell junction; plasma membrane
Molecular function (GO): cell adhesion molecule binding
Source: RefSeq, a predicted model, not a curated record
UACAGACGACCAUGCCAUCAAAGAUAAUCUUCAAAGAACCAUACAAUAAUUCAAAUGUCCCUUAACUUUUUCAAGUGUUUAGCUGCACAAAUUUUACAUUUUACUUUAGAGCACCGAGUACAUAGCUGUUCGAACAUUGAAUACAGCAUGAGUUCAUCUGGAGGAAUCAUCCGGGUCAGAAUUCAGUGGACAUCUUAAAUUUUGCCCUAUCGAAAAUUUUCCAAGGAUUACUCAAGAUUAGAAAAUAUGGUCUUGUAAUGUCUGGGUGUAAACUUUACAUUAUGACCAUUAUUGAACUUACUUUGAACGUUCAAACCCGUCCAGUGAUUGUGACAACCUCCACUGCAGUCACCCAAAUACCCGGCGCUGAGGGUGAGCAAGUAGCUUUAACUUGCACUGCCACUAGCAAGCCUGCUCCUUCUUUAUCAUGGAAAAGAAAACUUAAUGGAACUGAUCUAACCUCAUUACAUGAUGACCAAGUUAAGAGCAUCACUGUAAAGAAUGACACCAGUGUUAUGAAAGUCACUGUUAGUACUGUUGGUGAGACGUUCUAUUGUGUUGCUGUAAACCUAGUUGGAAGUGAUAACCAGAAAUACACAAUAAGAAAAAGAGGUGUUCCAGAUGCUCCAACGCGAGUGAAACUGGUGGCAUUUCAAGUAGAUGGCGCUAAAACUGUGUGCGUCAAUGUCAGCUGGACUCCAGGUUACAGUGGUGGUUACCCUGUAGAUUUUGCAGUACUUUAUCGUGUGAAACGAAGUGGCGCAGAUUUAGUGGAAGAAGUUGUUGGACAUCCCGACAACAACAUUUGCACGAUACAAGGAUUAUUCCCUGAAACAGAAUAUCAAUUCACCGUCCAAAGUGCCAAUCAAGUCGGGAAAAGUCAAGCAUCAGUCUUGGCCCAAGUUUCAACACCAGUGUCUUCAGUACCACCAGAAGUAGGAAGAGGUAUGGUUAUAAAAGUUGAACCGAUGAUCGUAGAUUAAAUUGUGUAUAACCGACAACCUUAAAAUUGUGUUUAUAAAGGUCCAUAAAUCAAAGAUCUUAAUUGGUGCCAAAAAAGAAAGCUAAAAUAUUGUGGCAUAUUUAUGGCCGUUUGUCUUUUUCUACUAACUUUGUAAGAACGAUUAACUUGUUUUUCAAUGUAAACCUUAUAUUUUAAACCUUACGGUUUAUCUUUAAGUCUUAUUCCCUCUUAUUGGUCGAUAAAUUCCUACUUUGAUUAUCUUUGUUCAUCACUUU